CCAAGACGGGCCGGCGAGGCCUCCUCCGGUCUCCAGGAACCGAGCAGAGGCCGGGCGGCCGGUCCCGCGCCGUUUACCGCAGGGCUGCCUCCUCCGAGGUGGAGGAUGUGCUGCGAGAAGUGGAGCCGCGUGGCCGAGAUGUUUCUCUUCAUCGAGGACCUGGAGGAGGACUAUAAAAUCCUUUGCCUCUGCUCCAGGGCGUUCGUGGAAGAUCGAAAAUUGUGCAAUUUGGGAUUAAAAGGCUACUAUAUUAAAGGCAAUGGCAACGAUGCAGGAGACCAGGGCACAGAAGAGGAGGAAGGUGGCACUACAGAAUCACGUGACAGCAAAGGCAUAGGCCUAGAUGAAAGUGAGCUUGACUCUGAGGCUGAACUCAUGAGAAGUAUGGGGCUGCCACUUCAGUUUGGUGGGACGUCUGCACAUAAACAUUUUGAGGUGUCUAUGAAUACUAGAAAUAAAGUUAAAGUUAAAAAGAAAAAGAAAAAGCAUCAAAAGAAGUACUUAGAUGAAAUUAUAAGAGAAUCUUGGAGACAAGAAUAUGUAGAAGAUGACAUUUUGGCUUCAGAUGAUCCAUCUUCUGUUGAACAGUAUGAGAACACCAGAAGAUGUAAACUUCAAACCAAAAAAGACAUUGAAACUGAAAAUCUUCCUGUUGAAAAUACAUUAUCUCCAAAGCUAGAAAUUACAGAGAAAUGGGAAAAGUAUUGGAAUGAAUAUGGUGGAGGACUAUUAUGGCAAAGCUGGCAAGAAAAACAUCCAGAUCAAGCACUAUGUUCUGAACCUUGGAACAUUCCUGAUACAAAGGAAGAAUGGGAACAACAUUAUAGUCAACUUUAUUGGUAUUAUUUGGAACAAUUUCAGUAUUGGGAAGCUCAGGGUUGGACUUUCGAUGCCUCACAAAGCUGUGAUACAGAUACUUGUGGGUCUAAAACAGAAGUUGACAACAAGAAAGGUGAAAAUUGCAUGAAAGCAGGUUUACUUUCCUUUCCAUCUUCAUCAGUUGGUAGCGAAAGCUCUAGUUCAAGUGAUAAAGAUCAUAAUGAGAUACUUGAUGGAAUUAGUAAUAUAAGUUUGAAUUCAGAGGAGGUAGAACAGAGCCGAUUAGAUUCUUCUGUAAGUUGUGAUGGACAUCAGUGGCUAAGUGAAGUUAACAGCAGAAGAGAAUGCCCUGCUUCUGGCCAAAAUGAACCAUGUAAUGGUGGAACCAAGGAAAGCAGCUUGUCUGGGAAUAAUAGAAGCACAAACCAACCGGCUCAGGAUUCACAGGAGUCUUCAGAAGCAAACACGAUCAAAGAAAGACCACAUCCCAGUGGUGUUGAUGGAGAUGAGAGUGAAGAAGAUCCACCUGAACAUAAGCCAGGCAAACUCAAGAGGAGCCAUGAACUGGACAUCGAUGAAAACCCAGAUUCAGACUUUGAUGACAGUGGUUCCCUUCUAGGAUUCCAGCAUGGCUCGGGACAAAAAUAUGGUGGAAUUUCAAACUUCAGUCAGCGACGGGUCAGGUAUCUACAGAAGAAUGUGAAGUAUAAGUCCAAGUUCUUGGACAUGAGAAGGCAAAUAAAUAUGAAAAACAAACACAUCUUCUUUACUGAAGAGUCAGAAAAAAUUAUUUUCAAGAAAAGCAAAACUUUGAGUAAGGUAGAAAAAUUCCUAAAAUGGGUUAAUGAACCAAUGGAUGAGGAAGCAUCGCAGGAGUCCAUUUCUCGUGACAAUGUACAAGACACUUGCACAAGCAGUGAUUCAGAGGAACAAGAAACGUCUGUUAAAAAAGGUGAUGACCCACUGGAGACAAGCCAUCCAGAACCUGAAACGCAUCAAGCCAUCUCUUUAGCUGGUGAACUUGAAACAGGAAAAAAUGAAGGAGACAGCACAGUGGCAGCUGUUCCAGAUAAGGAGGAUCAUGUUACUCAGGACGUACCAGAUUCUCUUCAGGUUGAAACUGAAGCUGAAAUUAAAAAGAAGAAGAAGAAGAAAAAGAAAAACAAAAACAAAAAGGCAAUUGGUCUGCCUCCUGAGAUAGCUGCUGUUCCUGAGCUGGCAAAAUACUGGGCCCAGAGAUACAGGCUCUUCUCCCGUUUUGAUGAUGGGAUUAAAUUGGACAGAGAGGGCUGGUUUUCAGUUACACCUGAGAAGAUCGCUGAGCACAUUGCUGGCCGGGUCAGUCAGUCCUUCAAGUGCGACACUGUAGUAGACGCGUUUUGUGGAGUUGGAGGAAAUACCAUUCAGUUUGCCUUAACAGGGAAGAGAGUGAUUGCCAUUGAUAUUGAUCCUGUUAAGAUUGAUCUUGCUCGCAAUAAUGCGGAAGUUUAUGGGAUAGCAGACAAGAUAGAGUUCAUCUGUGGAGAUUUCCUGCUGCUGGCUUCUCAUUUAAAGGCUGAUGUUGUGUUCCUCAGCCCGCCUUGGGGAGGGCCCGACUACGCUACUGCAGAGACUUUUGACAUUAGGACAAUGAUGUCUCCUGAUGGCUUUGAAAUUUUCAGACUUUCCCAGAAGAUCACUAAUAAUAUUGUUUAUUUUCUUCCAAGAAAUGCUGACAUUGACCAGGUGGCAUCCUUAGCUGGGCCUGGAGGGCAAGUGGAAAUAGAACAGAACUUUCUUAAUAAUAAACUGAAGACAAUCACUGCUUAUUUUGGGGACCUGAUCCGAAGAUCAGCCCCUGAAUCAUCACUGUGAGGUGGUAUAAAGACAAAAAGAUCAUGUAGUGGUCAGAACAUUAUUCAGACGAGACACUGGGAAUCUCUCUUCUGUAUUCACUGACAUUUUGUACCCAUUGUCUUCUAUCACCAUAUGAAAUUGAAACUUACAGGAGAUUAAUGACUGUUAAUGAUGUCCUUUGAGAUCUUGGGAUAAUUUUAGCUAUGUUAGGAUAGUAAGUGUCUGAUAUGGAAAAGGUAGUCUUUCCUCUGUGCUUAACGUCCAUCAGUGUAUGUGUGUGUUAUGUAUGUGCAUGUGGCUGUAUUUUUUUUAAUUUUGUAUGUUUUGGUUUAACACCUUUGUGUGUGUGUGUAAAAAACAAUUAUUGUGUUUUUUUAAUACAGAGAAAUAUAAAGAAAACAGCGAAUGAGUUAAAGUCUAGCCACCCAUUUAACCCCUGCUGAAAUAAAUAAUGUUAUACUUUUAAGGGUAGAAACAUAAACAGUACAGAAUGUACAAAAUGAAAAGUACAAUCUCCCACUGCCUUCCCCUGCCCUUUCUUCAUCUGUCUGAAGAUAACCACAGCCAUCAGUGUUUUAUAAUUCCUUGGGAGGACAGAAAGGAAUUGCAAUGUACCGUGAUACACUUUUUCCCCCUCGUCAUUGCACUCUUCAGUACCCGCUUCCUUUUUUCUUUUACUUAAUGUAUCUUUUUUUUUAAGUAUAUACUUUUUUGCUGGUAUAUCUUGAAGACCUUUCCACAUUAGUGCGUACGUACAGAUCUACCUCAUUCCUUUUAAUGGCCAUCUUGUAUUUCAUCUUCUAGAUACACCAUAAUUAAUUUAACCAGUUCCCUAUUGAUGGACACUGGGCUGUUGGGGGUAUUUUGCAAUUAUCAACUCUUCUGUGCUCUGAUUAGAGUGCGUGUUUCCCUCUACCCUCCCCAGCUCUCCAUCAUCAAGCAUUUUAAUUUUUGCUAUCAUGUGCAAGAAAAAUGGUAUCUGAUUGUUUGUGUUUCCUUAAUUAUGAAUGAGAUUUGAGCAUAUUUCCAUAUAUUGUGGUCUUUUUAAAAUAGUUUUCCCCUUUUAAACUGACUAUUCCUGUCUUGGAUCAAUUUUUCUUUUGGAUUGUUACCUUUUUCUUAUUAAUAUGUAUGAAUUCUUUGUAACUUGAACAUCCCUUUGUCUUUAGUAGGUGUUGCAAAUAUGUUUUUCCAGUUGCUUGUUGGCCUUUAGACUUAUUUUGUAAAGUGAUUUUUUU
Ceratotherium simum simum (southern white rhinoceros) is the source of this 3893-nucleotide messenger RNA. It is a transcript of the gene TGS1, whose product is annotated as trimethylguanosine synthase 1. Gene Ontology annotation, cellular component: nucleus. Gene Ontology annotation, biological process: 7-methylguanosine cap hypermethylation. Gene Ontology annotation, molecular function: RNA cap trimethylguanosine synthase activity. The record is from RefSeq and is a predicted model, not a curated record. Lineage: Eukaryota; Metazoa; Chordata; Mammalia; Perissodactyla; Rhinocerotidae.